UGGGCGAGAGCAGGAAGUGCUAGUAGAGCAGGCGUUAGCCAGCCAGUUGUAGUAACAUAGCUUAGCUUGACAUUUAAUUUGGUAGAUAAAAUGGGCCUUUUCGGUAGAACACCAGAUAAACCGCCUAAAGAGCUGAUCAGCGAGUGGUCUAAAAAAAUCAGAAAGGAAAUGAGAAUGAUUGACAGACAAAUUCGAGAUAUUCAAAGAGAGCAGGAGAAAGUAAAAAGGUCCAUAAAAGAUGCAGCCAAAAAGGGCCAAAAGGAUGUGUGUGUAGUCCUCGCAAAGGAGAUGGUUCAGUCAAAGCGAGCUAUCACAAAACUUCACGCAUCCAAGGCCCAUAUGAACUCUGUUUUGCUCAGCAUGAACAAUCAGCUUGCUGUAAUCCGUGUAGCCGGGUCCUUGCAGAAGAGCACAGAGGUGAUGAAAGCCAUGCAGAAUCUCAUCAAAAUCCCAGAGAUUCAGGCCACCAUGAGGGAAUUAUCAAAGGAAAUGAUGAAGGCUGGCAUCAUCGAGGAAAUGCUGGAGGACACAUUUGAGAGCAUGGAAGACGGAGAGGACAUGGAGGAAGCAGCAGAGGAGGAGGUUGACAAGAUCCUCUAUGAGAUCACAGCAGGUGCCCUUGGCAAAGCGCCGAGCAAAGUCACAGACGCCCUGCCUGACAUGGAGCCUGCUGGUGCUGCUGCAGCCUCAGAUGAGGAGUCAGAAGAGGACAUUGAAGCGAUGCAGUCAAGACUGGCAGCUCUGAGGAGCUAAGGUGAACUGCCACUGUUCUGUCGAAGUCAGUUUGUCACUCCAGCAAGGACAGAGACAAUUUUUGGCGCAGGUUUUACAGUACUGAGCAUCUUCUCUGCUUCAUAUGAUAACUACUCUUUCAUAAUCAUUUGGGGUUAACAUCGUGCUAUGACAGUUAAUGUCUCAAAAAGUUUUGUUUUUAUAGAAUGUUUGGUUUACUCAGCCUGAAAAAAAGGUGUUCUUUCUUUUUGUCUUUUAUUAUCUGGGGUAACCCUAGGUAAGUCUUUAUUAUCCAAAGUCAAACAGAAGGUUUAAGAAAGUGUAUAUAAUGUAAGUAAGAAAAGCCUGCUGUGCCUACAGUGCUUCAUCAUAUUCUUCUGUCCUAAGUUAUGGACUGAUGGUGGAGCUGCUUGGGUGUUAAUGAUCCAAAUAAGUGAUUAAAUGACUAAUGAAGGAAGCCACCCUUCGCUUAUAUCAAAUUUAGCAGUUUUUCUAAUAUUAUUGGAAACAGUUUUGUUAGAAACAGGAGUACCAUUCACUGGUAACCAGCCUACAUCCUCUAAAACACUAGCAAUGAUGGGUGGAUUUCUCUUUUGACAAUUAAUUCUCUGUACUGUCACACUGUGUCUGUUCUAUAUGUGGUCUUACUCUCAGAAAAAUGCACGCAUACUACCCUAACCCGUUUUCAUGCAUUAACAUUUAGCUUGUUAAAUGUUUGACUUUGUGUCACAGUUGAGUUUCUUCUCAGCAGGAGGAUGCAGAGGAAAUGAAAAGGUUGGUUAGUGAAGAACAUGUAUUGUGGAAGUAUUGUGUGUAUAAUUUUUCUAUGUGGAUGGGUACAGAAAAGGAAAUAAAGUUUUAAGAACAA
Cheilinus undulatus (humphead wrasse) is the source of this 1600-nucleotide messenger RNA. RefSeq names its product charged multivesicular body protein 3 (gene chmp3). Gene Ontology annotation, biological process: late endosome to vacuole transport; endosome transport via multivesicular body sorting pathway; protein transport. NCBI's taxonomy places the organism in Eukaryota, Metazoa, Chordata, Actinopteri, Labriformes, Labridae. The transcript has 6 exons. Gene Ontology annotation, cellular component: multivesicular body; ESCRT III complex. The coding region runs from base 91 to 753 and encodes 220 amino acids. The record is from RefSeq and is a predicted model, not a curated record.